GAAUACGUAAGUAGUUUACUGUUUGGUCGUUAGACGUCAAUCAAAAUAAACUUCAAACAAAAAUAAUAGAAACGAAACGUAAAUAAAUUAUUAUUAUUUCGAUUAAGAUAGAUAAAUAAUCAUGAGUACAAAAGAUAAAGAAGGGGGAGAUGAAGAAAAGAAACCUGUUGUAAUAAAAAACGCAACUGAUCUUCAAAGGCUAAAGUUAGAAAAACUAAUGAAGAAUCCCGAUAAGCCAGUUGUGAUUCCUGACGGGCCUAAGCAGAAAACCCUUGCUCCGCCGCCAGAUUUUGUACGAAAUGUAAUGGGAUCAAGUGCUGGUGCGGGUUCCGGAGAAUUCCAUGUAUACAGACAUCUUCGAAGAAAAGAAUAUGCGAGACAAAAGUUUAUACAGGAAAAGAGUGAAAAGGAAAAACUGGAUGAAGAAUAUCAUAAUAAAAUAGAAGAAAAUAAAAUUAAAGCAGAUGAAAGAACAGCUAAGAAAAGAGCCAAGAGAUUAAAGAAAAAACAGAAAGCAAAGGUCAAAGCAAAAAAGCCUAAAAAUACAGAUAGUAAUUUAACAGGCAAUCAAUCAGAUAGUGAUCAAUCUAGUGAUGAAGCGCCUGAAUCAAAUGAGAAAAACAAUGAUUGCUCCAAAUCCAAUUCCUCGAAAGAUAAUGAGUAGGUAGAAAUAUAAGAAUAUAUAUUUUUUUCAAUUUAA
Molecule: messenger RNA, 700 nt
Organism: Bicyclus anynana (squinting bush brown)
Lineage: Eukaryota; Metazoa; Arthropoda; Insecta; Lepidoptera; Nymphalidae
Product: PRKR-interacting protein 1 homolog
Exons: 3
Coding region: 122-664 (180 amino acids)
Biological process (GO): negative regulation of protein kinase activity
Cellular component (GO): nucleolus
Molecular function (GO): double-stranded RNA binding; protein kinase binding; protein kinase inhibitor activity
Source: RefSeq, a predicted model, not a curated record